GAUGGAUAAUGCAUCAGAGAAGAUGUCUCGACUGGAACACUCCAUAAUGCUGAAAAACAUUGCUGACAAUCUGAAACACCUAAGGUUGAUGGGGGAGCUAGGAGAUGAGUUACCUGCUGACUGGACCCCGGAUUCCCAGUCUCGGAGGUCAAGUUUACUUACAGAACAGCACCAGCACCUAAUAAUGCAGCAAGAGAAAGCGCAACAAGACAUGAUAGAGUCAACAGACGACCCCCCUUUUAUCGUGUCUAAUACCUCUCCAUACAAUCCCGUCUCCUCUCAAGGUCCCUAUGCUGUUCCUGCUGUGUAUAGACAGCCCCCUGGAUCUGUGCCCCCCAAUUCCUACAAACCAGCAUCUCCAGUCCCUGCUCAGUACCCCUCCUCAGUCCCUGCUCAGUACCCCUCCUCAGUCCCUGCUCAGUACCCCUCCUCAGUCCCUGCUCAGUACCCCUCCUCAGCUCCUGCUCAGUACACUUCUCCAGCUCCUGCCUUCUCUACCUCCCCUUCCCCUGCUGCUGACAGACCACCAAGGUUCAACUCUCCUAAACUUUCUAGAAAACAAACCCCAGGUAUGCAGCCUGCAGCUGCUAUGGGUUCCCCUCGUCUCAAACGUAAAACUCCUCCCACUCACUCAGAAAUACCUUCACUUCUCAAGUCAGCCUACAAUCCACCUAAGUUCUACAACAACCCAACAAACAGCCAGGCGCCCAUAGUCCUGCCUCAACAUCUCUCUAGCUUGGUGGUUAACCCUAGUGCUCACAAACAGAACGACCCUAAACGACUUGCUCAGGAUCUUUACAACUUGGGAUUCAGACAGGAGGUGGCUGCGUACGCUGCCCAGCAACAUGGGACCACUAGUACAGCGGAGGACAUUGCUAGGAUGCUGAUUGAGCAGAAAUGUAGGAAUGCCGGAGCUGACCUCAUGGACCGUUACGGAUCACUAGACAACAUCGCAAGUCCAGAUUUGGCGGAUGUGGACCGAGCCCGAUCACCCAGCCCUGCCGGCGGAGUUAGGAGUCAGAGCCCGGUUUCCUACAACAAUACUAACCCUUGUCAGAGGACAUCAUACGGGCAACCUUCUCACGACAGCUACGGGAACUACAGUGGUCAACCGAUGUACUCGCCGUACUCAGCAGGGAAGAACUACGUAGUAGGUCCAGGUUUCAUGUCAGGCAAUCCGGGCCAGAUAUCUUACCUUAAGUAUCCUCAACCUGUAACCCCUGCACGGAGAGAAAUAGACCCGCAAUAUCUUCCACCCAGAACUGGACCUGUCGCAGCGUGUCAUCCUGAUCAGAAUUAUUAUCAAGAGCCAACUCAACCAGAGGAUCCAUUUAGCAGACAGGCCUCCCCACCGCCCCAAUACACCUCCAACCCCUCCUUAUAUAACAGCAGUAAUAGGCCUGAUGUUUACAACCCCACCCCACAGUACAAACAACCCCAGACCAGGGACCCAGGAGACCUCCCUCCUUACUUCUCCGGCACUAACUUCCAGAAGGUUGGGUAUGCUAACAGCUCCGAGGAGAGUAGUAAAACUAGCAGCCCCUCUUCUCAGACUCCUAAUGGUAGUUUCCCGACAGCUUUACCAGAACUCCCACCAUUUCCCGGACCACCAGUUUCCAGUAGUGGUUUGCCGAGUUCUUCCAACGAGGACGGCAGUAACUUGGCCUCUUCUCCGGUUUCUGUGCAGGAAAGGAUCAAGAAACUCAAUCAGAACAUUGCUACUCAAAAUGACUCUUAUCAAGGGGCGGUAUUAUCCCCCAAACCAGUUAAGAAAGCCGAUGUGGCUCCUGCAAAACCGCCUAAAAAACCGGCGCACCCUCUUAAAAAGACUAUGGAUUCAGAAAGGAAACCUUUUAAAAUGUUUUCUCCACUUCCUAAAAGGAAGAAUAAACAACCUGAGGUUGAACCUGAGGUUAAUCGGAAACCAGCGGUCCCAAGCGAAGCUGUUAAAUUCAUUUUAGAACAGAAAAUAGAGAAUUUGAUCAAAGAGACAGCCAACAAGAAAAAGAGGCGUGAUGAAUUUGAAGCAAGUAUCAAGGAUUAUCCUGAAAAUGAGAAGGGGAGACUCAGGAUAGUGUUCGCGCAGAAAGAGUCGGACUUCCUCCGGCUCAAACGAUCUAAAAUUAACAAGGACAUGUUUACUAAGAUUAAAACUAUUGGCAUAGGAUCAUUUGGUGAGGUGUCACUCGUUCAGAAAUCCGACACUGGCACUUUAUACGCCAUGAAGACGCUCAGAAAAGCGGAAGUUUGGAAACGGAACCAAACCGCCCACGUGAAGGCUGAGCGGGACAUAUUGUCAGAGGCUGAUAAUAAAUGGGUUGUUAAACUCCACUUCUCUUUCCAAGACAAGGGUAAUCUCUACUUCGUGAUGGACUAUGUGCCUGGAGGGGAUAUGAUGAGUCUAUUAAUAAAAUACGGCAGAUUUCCGGAGUGGGCGGCUUGUUUCUACAUAGCAGAACUUGUGUGUGCAGUAGAUAGUGUGCACAAGUUAGGCUUCAUUCACCGGGACAUUAAACCGGACAAUAUUCUAAUAGACGAGAGGGGACACUUGAAACUCACUGAUUUCGGCCUUUGUACCGGGUUUCAUUGGACCCACGACUCCUCUCGGUACCGAGCAGCUCUGGGGCAACCUCAUGAUAGACACGCCAGUAUUGACUACGACGAGGCGCUCUCGAAAGAGAACACGUGUCAGUGUGGAGAUAGGAGUAAACACGAGAAACCCCUGGAUCGGAGGAGAGCUCAUCAGAGGUGUCUAGCUCACUCUCUUGUCGGAACCCCCAACUACAUUGCACCUGAAGUGUUGCUGAGAGAGUGGUAUCAGCACGAGUGCGACUGGUGGAGUGUCGGGGUCAUUCUCUACGAGAUGAUCAUUGGCAAACCUCCCUUUUACGCGAACACAGCUGCGGAUAUACAAAUGUCCAUUAUAAACUGGAGAUGUUGUCUGUCUAUACCAAUAAACGCUAACAUCAGUGAUAACAGCAUCAACCUUAUCUUCAAACUACUCCAGGACUCCGACAAGAGACUGGGAAGGUGUGGAGCUGAUGAAAUAAAGGAGCAUUGUUUCUUUGAAGAGAUCACGUGGGAGAACCUGCACGAUACCCGGGCUCCCAUGAUACCUGAGUUGCGGUUCCCGACAGAUACGCGGUACUUUGACUCGUUCGACGAGGACAGAGUGCGGUUCAGUGAUACGGAGGACUCUCAGGAUGCCGACACUCCCGCCCAUCCCUUCUACGAGUUCACUUUCAGACGGUUUACUGGAGGAGAUGUAACGAUACCAAAAGAGCAGUUCAUUCAAACCAAAGGUCCAGUGCUGGUCUGAUCAUUUCUGCGGGUUCAGACGUUCGGAGUGACUAGUCACGUGUUGUCACGUGAUAGCAGCUCAGAUACAAGUUGUGACGAAUUCAGAUAGUUGGACAGUAGGACCCACAGUUAAUUAAAUAUUUGACUCGCUAAUGGACAGUUAAUUGAAUAAUUGACUCGCUAAUGGACAGUUAAUUGAGACAAACACAGACGAGUAGGCUUUGGUAGCGGCCGUGGUGUGUAAUGUCUACAGAGUGUGAGUUGUGUGAAAGAGAAAAAACGUGUUCUGCACGUGUUCUGCGCGGCGUAGCAGGCUAUUAGAUAAAUAAAUCAUAUUAUUAAUAUACCAUUUCAAAAUCACCUACUAAAACACUGUAAAAUGUCUGCUACACGCGCAAUACACUUACCGUGUUUGAUAAUAGCACUAUUAUAGUAGUACUAUGACGUAGUACUAUAGUAUUAUAUAGUUGGACUGUAAUUAAGGUAUUUAUAUUAACAGAUUAUCGGGUAACCACCGUUGACGGUAUUUUUUACUACCGGGGAUAUUUUCUUUAAAACUUGUUUGAUAUUUCUUAAAAUAAUAGUUUUCUAGACGUGUAUCAUCCCAUGAUUACUAAAUUUUAUUUGAUUUAUCUUUUACGAGUUCUCUUAGGGUGAGUCAGUAUAGGAUGAUUCAGUCUCAAUUUUAAGGAUCAUUAUUGUUAAAGCUCUUUUAUUGGAUUAAAUAUUGAGAAAUGUACAGGAUCUGAACAAGGUGAUUUCUACAUGUCUUAAAUGAGCGUGUUUUGUAAGUUUUCUGCCUUGUUUUAGUUUAGCAGAAACAGAGAGAAGUACGAAUCUUCUUUCUCGAGAAAAAGAGAGAUUAAAACAUGUUAUUUGACUCUAAAUUCGAUUUUAUAAUUAUUUAAGCUAAGUUAAAGACGCAGCAUGGACGAAAAAUGAGAAUUUUGUACAAAAUAAGAUUGUUUGUGAGAUUACAUUCGCGUGAUGUGAUAUAAAACUAUUUUAAAACUAUUUAUAAAACUAUUUUAACUUUAAUAAAAGUACCCCAAGUACAAUAAGUUACACUAAGUUUAAACAUCGUCCACGUCCAGUAACACUUAAUGAUGAAGAAAACUUCUUUCUACACUGUGUCCUCAGUUAAAAAGAAUGCCCUUGUUUUCUAUUAUAACUCACCCUGGGGUAAUCUCACAAUAAAUUGUCAAUGAUAUAAUUGUUUUAAUUUAUUAAAAAACUUAUACUAAGAAUUGUUGUAGCAUAAAGAGCUGUAAUUCUUUCAAGAAAAUUGGUUGGAAGUUAAUAUGAAAAUUCGGAUCUGUGAAGUCUGAACAUAAGUUUUUGUCUGUUCGCUCCCAUUCUCAUUGGAAUUCUGAGAAUUGUGUACUACUACUAUAACUACUAGUGUACAGUAUACUACUACUUUUACAGUUGUAGUAAUAGUUGCACAAUCACCGGAGCUAAACCUCCCAAUAUAUUUGACAAUAUGUUAGAGAUGGUGAUAGAGAGUGUUUCAGAGACGUGUAAUGUACAUUGCAUAUAUUUCAAGAUUAUUUCGGAUAUUUACUAUGAU
Molecule: messenger RNA, 4870 nt
Organism: Bolinopsis microptera
Lineage: Eukaryota; Metazoa; Ctenophora; Tentaculata; Lobata; Bolinopsidae
Product: serine/threonine-protein kinase LATS1-like
Exons: 10
Coding region: 2-3319 (1105 amino acids)
Biological process (GO): G1/S transition of mitotic cell cycle; peptidyl-serine phosphorylation; positive regulation of apoptotic process
Molecular function (GO): ATP binding; protein serine/threonine kinase activity
Source: RefSeq, a predicted model, not a curated record